This is a messenger RNA of Closterium sp. Yama58-4, 4071 nucleotides long. The record is from the annotation of a GenBank genome assembly. Lineage: Eukaryota; Viridiplantae; Streptophyta; Zygnematophyceae; Desmidiales; Closteriaceae.
AUGGACGACCCGGUCGCACAUUCCGAUACCCACCCGGAUCAUCGCAACCGGACCGGCGGGUCGCUAUCAGCGCCGGUGCUCGUGCUCGCGCUAAUCGGCGCGCUCGCCGUGUUCACAGAGGUCGUGUCGCUCGUGCGCGUCGGCGUGUCGCCGUCCUACGUGUCGUUCUCGUCCGCCGUCGCCGCCGUUCACGGACGCGAUGCCACGUGGACGGAGCGCGGUACGGUGCCGGGAGAUCCGGAGAACGACGCGGAAGGAGAGGCGUGGCCUGCGGAUGCUCCCAACAUUGAAGCAACAACAGAAGCAGCAGAAGCAGCAGGAGGAGGGGAAGCAGGAGGAGGGGAAGGGAGCUCGGGUGUUGACGCCCUUCCGCCGCUCUCUCUACUGUCCCCGGAUUCACGAGCAGGGCUUAUGUUUGAUGCUCUUCUGAGAGCGCAAUUCCGAGUGCAGCAGGCGUGGGCAGCAGGCGAGCUACUGGGUCCCACAGUGCGGUGGUUCCGCAAGGGCGUGGUGGAGGGCAUGGCAGCAGAGGCGCUGUGGCGGCCUGCUGACGUCAUUGCUGCUGCUGCUGCCGACGCUGCUGUUGGCGCUGCUGACCCCGACGCUGCUGCCAAGGCUGCCUCAGAAGCAGCAGCAGCGGCAGCAGCAGCAGCGAAAGAAGGGAUCAAAGGAUUGGAUCCAUUGAAGCGGGUGUUCUUGAGACUGCUGGCCCUCACGGCAGAGUGGCAGGUGCGGGCCAACCAGGGGCAUGCGGAGACGGGGAAGCAUGCCCCUUUUGGCCUCCAUAUAGUCACACUGGGGGGGUCCAUAACGAGGGGCUUCAGCAGCAGAAGCACGCAAGUGCGUCACCCCUGGCCGGACCUCCUAAUACCCUUCUCAGCGACAGCCUUUCCACAUCUGCGCAACUUUGUCACCAACUCCGCUGUGCGAGCCUGUGGUGCCAUCUGCCCUGCCCUCAGCCUCCCGUCCUUCCUGGGAGAUUCUCCAGGCAUAGUAAUAACCGAGUUCAAUAUAAAUGUGGGCGAGGCAUGGGACUCCACACUUCUUCUCCGUCAGCUGGCAGCGUGGCCCUCCCACCCAGCUCUCCUCAAUCUCAACCUUUUCGGCUGCGCCUCCACCUUCUCCCACCACAGCGGCCCCGCCCGAGGCUCCGCCUCCUGCGAUCCCAUCCCCACGCCCUCCUCGUCUGACUAUGCUGCCGCCGCCGCUGCUGCUGCUGGGGUUCCUACCCUUAGUAUGGCCCGCGCACUCACUCCGUUCUGGCGCCCCGCGUCUGUUCCCCGGUGUGGGAAUAUUGAGGGGAGCUUUGGGAAUGGUUCUGCUGCUGGUGCUGUUGCUGCUGGUGGUGGGAUAAGAGGUGGAGUGCGGUCGGCUUGGGUGCAGCUAGUUGCAGGGGCGUGUGAGAGGGAGUGCACGCUUCCCAAGGACAGAUGUCCCCCUUCAGGAGACAAGCCCUUCUCCCUGCCCUGCACUGCCUGUGUGCACAAGUGCUACGCCAGGGAGGGAUGGGGAGCGGUUGGAAUCGGUGGGGAUGGUGGAGAGGAGGUAGGAGAAGGAGUGGCAGAAGAACAGCUGGCAAGUCUGGAGACGGUGCUGGGUGCCGACCGGGUGCACAUGGUGGAGUUUGGGCACGAGCUGGCAGCGGCGGUGGUGGUACGGCAUCUGGUGUCCUCUCUGCUGGCUCUCACCCCUCAAGACAUCCAGCUGUACCUAGAAGAGGAGCAGCAGAGAGAGCAGCAGAGGGAGCAGAGUCAAACCAAUCAGCAACAGCAAGAGCAGGCGUGGACGCACAUGAAGCCGGAGAGAGGGCAGUGCUUCACCACGAACUGGGGUGACUACCGGAAGAGACACCGCUGCCCCAAGCUUCUUGCCAUCAGCGGGCAGGUCUCGUUGAAAUCCCGCCAGCCCGGGUGGGUGUUGUACCCGUUAUCGCGCGACAAAGAAGCUUUCAUGUCGCACGUCCCGAACGCUACAGUAACAUUUGCUAUAAAUGUGAAUCUGCGAGCCGGAGGGAGGCUGGCGUUUCUGUUCCUGAAGGCUCAGGACCUCGGGCCUGGGCUCGUGCGUGUAGCAUGGGAGGGUGGGGGUGGAAAAGGUGGGGAAGGUGGAGAAGAAGGCGGGGCGAUUGGGCCGAUUCUGUUGAAUGCGGAGGUGUGGAGAUCGCCUACAAGGGUUGUGGGAGGGCACGUGUUGCCGGGGAUAGUGCCGAGAGGGAAGGUGGAAGUUUCAGUAACAGUGGUUCCUGGUGGGGGCAAUGGAGCUCCCGAGGGGUUUGGCGUGAUUGGCGUGUUUGUCUUGUCAGGGCUGCUUCCGGAAUCCAUGCACGGCAAUCGUUCCUCCAGCCCCCCUCCUCUGCGCCGCUUCUCCUGUUGCGAGCUGCAGCAUGCAGCGGGUUAUUUCAACACGUCCCUGCAGCUGGGCAAGGAGAGGGCCUUACUAUCCCCUCUCUCCCGCUCUCUUCUCCCUCUCUCUCCCCUCUCUUCCCCUCUCUUCUCCCUCCCACCUGCAGCUGGGCUAGGCAAGAGCCUUACUCUCUCCCUCUCUUCUCCCUCUCUCUCCCCUCUCUUCUCCCUCCCACCUGCAGCUGGGCUAGGCAUGAGCCUUACUCUCUCCCUCUCUUCUCCCUCUUCUCUCUCUUACUCCCUUUUUUAUUCUCCCUCCCACUUGCAGCUGUGCAAGGGCCUUCCUCCGGCCCUCCUCCCUUAUGGCGCUUCUCCUACCGCGAGCUACAGCAGGCAGCGGGGUAUUUCAACGCGUCCCUGCAGAUGGGCAAGGGCAGGGCAUUACUUUCCCGCUCAUUCUUCUCUCCCUCCCUUCACACCCUACCCCUGUAACCCUCUAUCCCUGCAGCGGGGCAAGUGCCUUCCUCUGGCCCUCCUCCUCUGCGCCGCUUCUCCUAUCGCGAGCCACAGCAGGCAGCGGGCACACGGCCAGCCUUCCUCCGGCCCCCCUCCCUUACGGCGCUUCUCCUAUCGCGAGCUGCAGCAGGCAGCGGGGUACUUUAAUGCGUCCCUGCAGCUGGGCAAGGGCAGCUUCGGGACCGUUUUUCGCGGGCAGGUGGACGAGUGGCUGGGAGAGCUGCCACGUGGCAGCAAGAGAGAGGUGGCAGUGAAGGUGCUUCAUACGGACAGCGUGAAGGCGUUUGAUGACUGCCUGGCGGAGAUCCUAGUGCUGGGCGAUCUGAGCCACCCCAACCUGGUGCGGCUGCUGGGGUACUGCAUGGAGGACAGCCGGGCCAUUCUGGUGUACGAGCUGGUGGAGAGGGGGGACCUGCACCACUGGCUGCACCCCAACGACCUCUCCCCAGACAGCCCGUGCCUGACAUGGGAGCAGCGCGUGCAGGUGGCAGUGGGCAUGGCGGAGGGCCUGGCGUAUCUGCACGGGCAGAACAUCAUUCACCGCGACUUCAAGUCACACAACGUCAUGCUGAACAGGGAGCUGAGAGCAAAGGUGACGGAUUUUGGCAUGGCGACGCGGGGACCGGAGGAGGGGAAGACGCACGUAUCAACUCGCAUCAUGGGCACCCUGGGUUACCUCGAUCCUGACUAUAUCGACACAGGUCACCUCACCCCACUAAGCGAUGUCUUCUCCCUGGGCGUUGUUCUCCUCGAGCUGCUCACCGGCCGAUCCCCCGCCACCACUGCCACACACAACCGGCUCUUCCCCUGGAUUCACAAACAGCUGGCGCGGGGUAAAAAAGGGGGCGGAGGAGGAGGCGACUCAGCAGCAGCAGCAGCAGCAGCAGCAGGAGCAGCAGGAGCAGGUGAUGAAGAGCAGCAGCAGCAGGGGGAGGGGAAGAAGGCGGAUGGGUUUCAUAUAAGUCAGGUGGUGGAUCCAAGGCUGAAGGGGCAAUUCUCAGCAAGUGCAGCGAAGAAAUUGUUGCUGGUGGCGCUGCAAUGUAGUCAAGAGGAGCCGAGCAAACGGCCUGAUAUGAACCGUGUGGCGGAGAGAUUAAGAGAGAUCGCGGCUUCUGGGGUGGGGAAAGGAGGGGCGCAAAGGGUGGAAGGAGGAGGAGCAGGAGUGCAAGGGAUGGCAGGGGGAGGGGCGGUAGUGGCAGGGAUCGGAGUUUAG